AUGAACAGUGGAAACAGAAGAGCCCUUACGGGUUCUAUACAUAAGAUUAGAGAAUUUGAACUAGAGAAAGUAUGUUUAGUUGAAGAAUUCGAUAUACUACAAAUAGUCGGUGAAGGAUGGUUUGGAAAAAUACUUUUAGUGGAACACAGAGCCUCGGACACAGAGAUCGUUCUGAAAGCCCUUCCAAAACCCUACGUAUCUAUAAGAGAUUUUUACAGAGAAUUCCAUUACAGCUUACAUUUAAGUGCCAACAGAAACAUCGUCACAACAUUCGAUGUUGCAUUCGAGACUGCUGGAUUUUAUGUAUUCUGCCAAGAGUACGCCCCUUUAGGUGAUUUAACAUCAAACAUGCUAGAUACAGGGAUUGGAGAUAUCCAUACGAAACGAGUGGCGAAACAGUUAGCUGCCGCUUUAGAACAUUUGCAUCAAAGAGAUCUUGUGCAUAGAGAUGUUAAAUUGGACAAUAUAUUAAUAUUCAAAUCAGAUUUUUCAAGAAUAAAACUCUGUGAUUUUGGUGAGACUAGAAAAGUACAAUCUGUUGUAAGAAGACGAAAUGAAUGGCUUCCCUACUCGCCACCUGAAAUAUUACAGUUAUCUAUGGACAGUACUUACAAAGCGCUAAUAAGCCAUGAUAUAUGGCAAUUCGGUAUUGUUAUAUUUAUUUGUCUAACCGGUUGCUUGCCCUGGCAGAAGGCUGCUUUCGAUGAUCCCAGAUAUUUUAGCUAUUACAAUUGGUACAACAGUUCGAAUCCACUUAAAAGACAACCAAAAUUGUGGAAAAUGGUAUCCUCAAAAGCCCAAAAAUUAUUCAAAAAAUUUAUUGAACCGAGAGUAGAAAAAAGGGCUACUAAUUUCGCUGAAUUAUCAAGGUAUAAUUGUGAUAGGUGGGUGGCCAAAGCGUAUUCGGAUCGAGUUGCUGGCGGAGAUGUUGACGAACUCUGUCCUUCAAUGUACAGUUUUCAUAGUGAUCCAAAUGAAAAAAAUAUCCUACUGAAACAUUUUAGAGAUCACGGUAUAGAAACCACAGUAGAUCGUCAGGCAAAGAAACAAAGGAUAAGAGAAUGGAUUCAGAACAGUGUUAUAGAGGAAGCCGACGAAGACGUGGAAAGUUCACACGAACCUAGUGUUUGCGAAGACAGUGAUGUAGAAUUAGAAGACCGAUCACGGCCCCAUCCUAUUGACGAAAGCCACAAGGUUACUCUUCGCUAUGACACAGAGAAGCAUAUUAAUCCCAGGACAGGAGAAAUUAUUGAAGGUGUUUCUCGGUCAAAUAACAAAAAUCAACUUUCUUAUGACGUACAAAACAUAGAGCCCGUGGCACCCGCAAACAUUGUUAGAAAAUAUGGAACAAAAGAAGAAUCAUCUUCACAUAGUUCUGCUAAAGACAGUGCUUAUGGCUCUAUAGAACAGAGCUAUUCCAAGAAUUCCGCUGUUAAAUCUGAAACUAAACAGCUAUCGCAAACCGAUAAAAUGUCUAACAGCUCUCCCAGUAGAAGCGUGUCAUCUCUUCAACUAAGCAAAACUCCAUUAUCAACCCAUGUCCAAAGGUUUCAAAAAAGUGAAGAAGUGUUUGCGGAAGAAAUGAAAGGUAUGAUGGGUAGUACAACAACAAUUAAUUCUGGAGAUAACUCGUCAAGGUCAAACAGUUUUCAAGUAACAAGAAAUAGUUCGCUUGAGAGUGCUUCAAAUAUUAGCGAUAGUCAAAUUGAAAACGAAACUGAAAACAUAGUAAAAAACAAUAAUCCUGUUUCAAGUCAGACAAAUUCUUUUAAUUGUGAAAAUAAUGAAGAAAGUAAAGGAUCUGAACAAACUCAACCAUAUGUUUCUAUGAAAAAAUCAAUUUAUGAAACAGCUAAUAAUAGAAAGGAAUCAAAUAAUGCCCGGAAAUCAGAAAACAAUGUGGAUUACAGUCAAACAGAAAGUCCUUAUACUUCAAUGUUAAAUAUAGUACAAGGACAAAUAAAAAUAGCUCCAUACGCCAAAGAAACAAAUGAAAAUGUUAUAAAAGUUUCAGUUACUCAAUAUAGCCAACGUAAAACCCAAAAGUGA
Messenger RNA from Danaus chrysippus (African queen), 2049 nucleotides. The record is from the annotation of a GenBank genome assembly. NCBI's taxonomy places the organism in Eukaryota, Metazoa, Arthropoda, Insecta, Lepidoptera, Nymphalidae.